UGUCAAGCAAACACAACAAGUCAACGAAUCUACUGGCUUCAACUCUAAUCCCACCGUUUGUUGGCCUUCCCAUCGCCACGCCGCUUUCCGAUCUCCGCCCGCCCUACCCACCAAGGCGAGCAAAGCGACCACCGCCGGCCGAGAUUCAACUGAUCCCCUCCGCGACACAACAACGAAGACGAGGUCGAGGCGAUGCCGAUGGGUCUGGAGGUGCCGCCGGAGGAGUCCAACCGUUGCGUGCGCGGGUGCUGCCGCAGCGCCGCCAUCCCACUCCACCUCCCCGCCGCGUCCUUCUCCCUUCUCUCCCCCAUCGCGCGAGGGUCGGAGAGCACGGUGUACGAGGCGCGGCUGGGGGUCGAGCGCGCCGCGGCCAAGAAGCCCGUUCUGUCCACGUCCGACGACCUCGACAAGUUCCACUACCAGCUCCAGCUCCUAUGUGAGCUCGAUCAUCCAGGGUUGGCAAAGCUAAUUGCAGCACAUGCACGCCCUCCAAACUAUCUGAUGUUCUUUGAAUUCUUUGAGCCUCCAAACCUCGCAGACAAGAUACAUGUCCAGGAAUGGAGCCCUUCUAUCCUGCAAGUGGUCACCAUUGCCAGUUAUCUAGCAAAGACUCUCCAAUACCUACAAAUCCUUGGGAUAGUACACAGAGAUAUUAAACCAGCAAAUAUUUUGCUAGAUAAAGAUCUCCUUCCACAUCUAGCAGAUUUCGGCUUGGCCAUGUACAAGAAGGAUAUUAAAAGUGUUUCAGUUGAAAACUGGAAAUCUUCUGGCAAGCCCACUGGUGGUUUCUAUAAAAAGAAUAUGGUUGGGACGCUAAUUUACAUGGCACCAGAAAUUUUGAGAAAGGAUUUACAUACAGAAAAAUCAGACGUAUAUAGCUUUGCAAUAUCAGUAAAUGAGCUUCUUACUGGUGUGGUGCCUUACACAGAUCUGCGAGCUGAAGCACAGGCACACACCGUUCUUGAAAUGACUUACACUGAACAACAACUUACAUCAGCUGUUGUUUCUCAAGGAUUGCGCCCAGCUCUUGCACUUCCAGAGUCUGGCUCUCCACCAAGUUUCUUGUCACUUAUUCAGCGGUGCUGGGACCCUGACCCUGAACAAAGACCAUCAUUUGAAGAAAUAAUUGAAGAGUUGAAUGUCAUACAGAAGCAUUUAGUUACAUGUUCUUCUCCGUCGUCAUCUCGUCUUGUGAACAAGAGUCAAAAUGGCAACACGGAAGUACACCAUUAUCAAGAAGCAUUAAACUGGUUCAACCAAGGGGAACUGUUAACCAAGAAAGAAAACAAAUUAGAUUCUACAGUGAAUCCUUGGUCUGCUUAUUUUGGCCAGUCCUGUAUCUCUAUUUAUCGCCCAACUUUAAGGUGGGGAUCUUUUGCAACAUGUGGACGAAGAGAAACAAUGGAGGAUACCCAUUUUAUGCUUCCAUGCAUGUCUGAAGAAAAAGAUGUGCAUUCCUUUGGCAUUUUCGAUGGACACCGAGGUGCGGCAGCUGCUGAAUUUUCUGUCCGAGCAGUUCCUGGGUUACUUAGGCAAUUUGCUCACACUACAAGUCCGACUGACGCCCUUGCAGAAGCAUUUGUAAGGAGUGACAUGGCUUUUCGAGAAGAAUUGAUUCUUCACCAGAAGUCAAAAAGGAUAACCCAGAAAGACUGGCAUCCUGGUUGCACGGCUGUGACAGCACUGAUAGUGAGAAACAAGCUUUUUGUAGCAAAUGCUGGUGAUUGCCGAGCAAUUCUGAGCCGUGCUGGCAAACCACAUCCCAUGACUAGGGAUCAUGUUGCUAGUUGCCCUGAAGAAAGGGAGCGUGUUAUAAAGGAAGGGACUGAAGUCAGAUGGCAAAUAGAUACAUGGAGAGUCGGUGCAGCUGCACUUCAGGUUACAAGGUCAAUAGGUGAUGACGAUCUCAAGCCAGCUGUGACAGCAUUGCCGGAGAUUAUUGAAACUGAUUUGUCAGCUGAGGACGAGUUCCUGGUGAUGGCUAGUGACGGGCUCUGGGAUGUGGUAAGCAACGAGGAAGUCCUGUCCAUCAUCAAGGAUACAGUAAAAGAGCCUGGGAUGUGCUCCAAGAGACUGGCUACGGAGGCCGCGGCGCGGGGCAGCAAAGACAACAUCACUGUCAUUGUUGUCUUCCUUCGUCCCGUCUCCACUGCCGAGCGGAUAUACUAGCCACUUAAAAACCCUUUUCUGUAAGCCACCAUCUACGUGUCAUUUCAAAUUCUAUCGUCAGUGCAGGAGACAGAAAGAAGCCACACAUCCAUCCGGAUGCAUACAAUUGGUCACGCUGGGGCAGAGAUAAUAAAUGAUGUUCAGAGUGCAGCCGUCAUCUGUUUAAGAUUUUGUAUCGCUAUUUUAUGUCCCAUUUUUAUGCCACGCAUACAAGUUAAAGGAACAUCCAGUACUUAUUUACUUUCAGAUUUAAUAAAUGGAUUUUCUCUGCUGA
Brachypodium distachyon (stiff brome) is the source of this 2443-nucleotide messenger RNA. RefSeq names its product protein kinase and PP2C-like domain-containing protein. Lineage: Eukaryota; Viridiplantae; Streptophyta; Magnoliopsida; Poales; Poaceae. Gene Ontology annotation, molecular function: protein serine/threonine phosphatase activity; ATP binding; protein kinase activity. The record is from RefSeq and is a predicted model, not a curated record. Bases 193 to 2169 code for a protein of 658 amino acids. Gene Ontology annotation, cellular component: nucleus; cytosol. Gene Ontology annotation, biological process: protein phosphorylation; protein dephosphorylation. The transcript is spliced from 12 exons.